CCCAGCUGCCCCGCAGUUAGCAGCAAGACAUGGCGUGGCGCGGGUCCCUCGCGGGGGCCUUAUGGCUCGCCGCCCUCACAACACUAGCGGCGGGACAAGUUUUAACGCCGCCUUAUUUUAAUUUAGCGGAAAACCGACGCAUCACAGCCACGUCGACGUGCGGCGAGGGCGUGGCGGGGCCCGAGGAAUACUGUAAACUGGUGGGCGCCAACGCCGACAGCGGCUACUCCAGCACGCUCAUCCAGGGAGGACAAUGGUGCGACCGAUGCGACCCUACCCACCCCGAGAACGCCCAUCCCCCCAACUAUGCCAUCGACGGGUCCGAGAGAUGGUGGCAGUCCCCUCCGCUCUCCCGCGGCAUGGAAUACAACGAGGUCAACCUUACCAUCGAUCUCGGCCAACUGUUCCAGGUGGCCUACGUGCUCAUCAAGAUGGGCAACUCCCCGCGGCCCGGCGUCUGGGUGCUGGAGCGCUCGGUGGACAACGGCGAGACCUACACCCCGUGGCAAUACUUCGCGGACAGCCCCGGAGACUGUGAGAGUUACUUCGGCUUUGAGAGUCUGGAGCCAAUCUCAGAGGACGAUGAUGUUAUCUGUGUGACUCACUUCUCCAAGGUGGUGCCUCUGGAGGGGGGAGAGAUUGUUGUGUCGCUGCUCAACAACCGUCCAUCGGCCAACAGUUUCUUCAACUCGUCAGUUCUUCAGGAGUUCACCCGAGCCACCAACGUGCGUCUCCGUCUCCUCCGCACCAAGACUCUUCUCGGCCACCUCAUGUCUGUGGAACGCAGGGAUCCCACAGUCACCAGGAGGUACUUUUACUCGGUCAAGGACAUCAGCAUAGGUGGGCGGUGUGUAUGCAAUGGGCAUGCAGACGUAUGUGACAUAACUGACCCCAACGACCAGUACAAGCUACAGUGCAGGUGCCAACACAACACCUGUGGCGCUCAGUGUGAGUCCUGCUGUCCAGGCUUCAUUCAAAAGAAGUGGAGGCCGGCCAGUUACCAGGACAGCUUUGUGUGUGAACCAUGCAACUGCCACGGCCACAGUGAUGAAUGUCUCUUCAGUGAAGAAGUCAAUGCUCAGAUGCUCUCGCUUGACAUCUAUGGAAACUUUGAGGGUGGAGGAGUGUGUCAGAACUGCCAAGACAACACUGAAGGCAUCAACUGUGACCAGUGCAGGUCAGGCUACUUCCGUCCUUACGGAAAGAAUCUCAACGACACAGAUGUCUGUCAGCCUUGUAACUGCAACUUCUUUUACUCGACUGGUAACUGUGCUGAAGGUUCAGGGCGCUGUGAGUGUCGUCCGGCCUUCCUUCCUCCAGAUUGUCAGGAGUGCAAUGAGGGUUACUAUGACUACCCAGAGUGUAAGCCAUGUGACUGCUUCCAGCGAGGCACUGUGGGAGGCGUGUGUCAGGUGGGUGGUGGGCAGUGCCCUUGCGAGGUGAAUUACACUGGUCUUAACUGUAACCAGUGUGCUGUAAGCUACUUCGGCUUCCCUGACUGCCAGAAAUGUAACUGCAGCUCUGUUGGUGCACUCAACGAUGCCUGCAACCCAGAGACUGGCGAUUGUGACUGUGAGAGCAAGUAUGGGGGAAGGACAUGUGACCGCUGCCAGCAUGGCUACUACAACUUCCCGUCCUGCACCUUCUGCAACUGUGAUGCCCAAGGAACAGAGGCUGACAUUUGUGACAAGGAAACUGGAGAGUGUCUGUGCAAGGAAGGAUUCAGCGGUGACCGUUGUGACAGCAAUGCUCCAGGGUGGUGGGGCUACCCUCUCAUCCAGAACUGUGGCUGCCACGAGAAAGGCUCUGCCUCCACUGACUGUGAUGCCUCGGGUCAGUGUGCCUGUCUCCUCGGGUUCUCUGGUCGGGCAUGCAGUCAGUGCAGUCCGGGCUACUUCAGCUUCCCAGACUGUAUCCCUUGCAACUGUGAACAAUCUGGCAGCAUUGGGAUAUCAUGCAACAACAAUGGGGAAUGCAAGUGCAAAAACAACUUCAGUGGUACUCACUGUGACAUGUGCAGUGAAGGCUUUUACAACUUCCCUAUUUGUGAAGAGUGCAACUGCAAUCCUGCUGGUGUCCUGGCGACAUUUGGUGGGUGUGGGGACGCACCGGCCGGGGAGCUGUGUCAGUGCAAGGAGCGAGUCAGCGGCAGGAUCUGUGACAGGUGCAAGCCACUCUACUGGAACCUGAAGCGAGACAACCAUCUAGGCUGUGAGCCCUGCGACUGCCACAUCCCUGGCACGCUGGGGGGCAUGGCUACUUGUGACACUGAGACUGGACAGUGCAUCUGUAAGCCUGGAGUCACCUCUCUCCGCUGCAACCAGUGCCGUGACGGGACAUUCGGCCUGCGUGAGGAAAGCUUGUUUGGAUGCACAGACUGUGGUUGUAACGUGGGAGGCUCGGUGGAUGAUGUAUGUGACAAGUUCACCGGUCAGUGUCGCUGCCGUCCGAGGGUGACCGGGCAGCAGUGUGAUGAGCCUCUGCAGCUCCACUACUUCCCAACACUGUACCAGUUGCAGUAUGAGGCUGAGGACGGACACACUCCACACAACACUGCUGUCAGGUUUGCGUAUGAUGAAAACGUGUUCCCUGGCUACUCCUGGAGGGGCUACGCAGUCUUCUCUGACAUCCAGAAGGAGAUCAUCCAGGAAGUGUACAUCGAAAAGCCAUCAACCUACCGCAUGGUGAUGUUCUACCACAACCCAAGCGACCGCACCAUUGUUGGCAAGGUCACUCUCACGCCGGAUAAUCCCAGUGACAUAGAGCAGGAGUUUGAGGUAUACUUUGUGCCAACCACCCAACCCACACUCAUGACAGUGAAGAAUGUGCCUGGCAACUUCCCCAUCCCUCUUGUCAUGAACCCCGGCGUCUGGUCCAUCUCCAUUAAAAACACACACAACCUGUUCCUGGACUACUUCGUGUUGCUGCCUCUGGCUUACUAUGAGGGCACCAUCCUCACUAGGAAUGUGACCACCCCAUGCAGGAUGGGUAUGCGCAGUGGUGACAUGUGCCUUCACUAUGCCUACCCUGACAUUUUCCAGUAUGACUACAUUUAUGGGUCAGCAGGCUACCGAAGUGUGGGAGAGGAGCGGCAGGCAGUGGACCUCUUUGAGGAUUAUCAGGUUUUAAGUCAAGUUGAGUCUCGCCCGAUGGCUUGGCUUAACCACAACCAGCCGCUGCUGCAGUACGACCUGCGUCUGGCCAGGCCCGGACGCUAUGUGCUGCUGUUCAACUACUACACCCCGGAGAGGUCCCCCACUAGUACUGUACUAGUGGAGACCUCCACCAUGAAGGGGCGUGAGAAGGGGCGGGCUGUGGUCUACGACUGCAUGUACUCCAAUCUCUGCCGCCAGGUGGUGACUGACCUCUCAGGGAAAGUGGGAGUCUUUCACUUUGACAGCAAUUAUGUCAGCCUCAACAUUGAGGGUGAGACCAACACCAACAUAGCCCUGGAGUCUGUUGUGGCUGUGCCAUAUGAAAGUUGGCAUGAGGAUCUCUUACGACCCCAGCGAGUGUGCACCAGGGUGGACGGGGAGUGCAUUGAAACCCACUACCCCUCUCCCCGAGAGUCUGUCAAGGUGGAGUUUGAGUCUAACCUGGAGGGCAAGAUGGUACAGGAGUUGCCCGAAGGCAUCAUCAACGGCACUGGUCUGGUGUUCCUCAACCACAGCGAUCCCAUGGUGGACAUCACCGGCAAGCUGAAGUAUGCUGGCAGAUAUUUGUUCAUCGUCCACUAUUACCAGCCACUCUACCCGGAUGAUGAGUUGGUUGUGCUCCUCACUCACUCAAGGAACGAAGAGUUUGAGGUCGACGUUCUCAUUCAGAACGGACAGUUCUAUGAGGGCAGCCUGAAGGUUCCUCACUGCCCCAGCACCUCGGGUUGCCGCACCCUCAUCCAGCAGCUGGAUGGGUCAUACGUGUUUGACAUCCUUGAAAACUUUGUGCUGUCUCUUAAGGAGCCAAACCACAAGUCCAUCUGGUUGGACUAUGUGUUGGUGGUUCCAGAGCAGCAGUUCAUGGAGCAGAUCAUGCAUGAGCUGCCAGUGGAGAGAACAACUGAGUACAUCAAGUACUGUGGUCACAACAAUUUCCACAUUGACACCAACUCAUCAGAGUUCUGCAAGAAAGCAGCCUUUGAGCUGACGAUGGACUACAACAGUGGUGCCCUUGCCUGUCAGUGUGACUUCUAUGGUUCAGAGAGCUUUGAGUGCGAGAAGUUUGGUGGUCAAUGUCCAUGUCGCCCCAACAUCAUCGGCAAAAGAUGCAACCGAUGCAAGACUGGAUACUAUGGUUUCCCCGAGUGCCGCCCAUGUGCUUGCCCCUCCACUGCUCUCUGUGUUCCUGACACUGGGGAGUGCAUCUGUCCUCCCCGAGUGGAGGGUGACCGCUGUGACCGCUGUGCCCCCUACACCUAUGGUUAUGACCCUAUCAUUGGGUGUGAGGAGUGCCAGUGUUCCCCACUGGGUGUGAGAGCCGGCAACCUGCAGUGUAGCCUCCAGACGGGCCAGUGUGACUGCAAGGAAAAUGUUGUGGGUCGCAGGUGUGAUCGUUGUGCUGCUGGCUACUGGGGCUUUGCCUUCUGUCAGCUGUGUGAGUGUGACCUGCGGGGGAGUGAGGCAGACAUUUGUAGUCAGGAAGAUGCAAGGUGCUAUUGCAAGCUUAAUGUUCAAGGACGCUCCUGUGAAUCUUGCCGACCAGGAUCUUACAAUCUGGAGGAGAGCAACCCUGAUGGCUGCACUAAAUGCUUCUGUUUUGGAAAAUCAGACUAUUGUUCCUCAGCAGAUGUUUACUGGGCAGCAGUGGAGGAUGAUGACAUUUCAAGGUGGAGUGUGGUGGUGGUGGAGCAGGCCCAAGGGUUCCAGAGUGGUGCCUCCCUCACCUUCAGCUCCCUGUCUGUGCCUCCUGUGUACUACCAAGACCUCAUACAGCAGGACCUGGAGGGGGUUGAGGACUACUUCCCAGGGGCUCAGGUCUUCUUUACAGCUCCUCCCAGCUACCUUGGCAAUCACGUGAAGUCGUACGGUGGCUACCUGCGCUACUCCCUCGUCUUCGUGCGAGCAAAUGAAGGAACGGAGGUCAGCGGUCCCACUGUUCUCCUCAAGGGAGGUGACAUCAUUGCACAACACUUCUCUCCUACUGAGCCAACCACACCAGAAACAUUCACCAAUGACAUCAAACUAACAGAACACAACUUCAGGACUCUGUCAGGGCUGCCCUUGGAGCGGGACCAGUUCAUGAUGCUCCUGUACAAGCUGGAAGGUGUGUUCAUCCGUGCCAACUACUGGAGCAGCUCAUUUGAGGCCAGACUGUUCAGUGUGAGCCUAGAUGUGCCAGUGACAGAUGGACAAGUAUCUAGUGCAAGACAGGCUGUCUCAGUUGAGCGUUGCCAGUGCCCCAGCAAUUAUGAAGGCUCUUCCUGCGAGGACUGUGCCCGUGGUUACUACCGUGCCCAGCGGGGGCCCUAUGGGGGUUACUGCGUCCCUUGUCAGUGUAAUGGCCACUCAGAUGUGUGUGACAGAGAAACUGGCAGAUGUCUGAACUGUCGUCACCACACAGUUGGCGACCACUGUGAGAUGUGUGCCUCAGGGUACCAUGGAAAUGCCACCAAGGGCACUCCCUAUGACUGCCUUAUCUGUGCCUGUCCACUGCCUUCCAUCACCAACAACUUUGCUGAAAGCUGUUUCUUCCUCGAUGACGGGAACUCUGUGCGCUGUGACUGCAAGGAGGGUUAUGUUGGUGAGCGGUGUGAACGCUGUGCUGCAGGAUACUAUGGCCAGCCAGAGGUUCUUGGGGACAGCUGUCAGCCCUGCCAGUGUAACAACAACAUCAACCCGCUGGACCAAUACUCAUGCGACUACAUCACCGGCCACUGCCUCACCUGCCUCAACAACACCUAUGGCGACGCCUGCGAGAGGUGUGCACCCGGCUACUACGGGGACGCCAUCGCCCUCAAGAACUGUGAACGCUGUUCAUGUGAUGAGUGUGGCACCCAGAACUGUGAGCAUUACUCUGGAGAAUGUCAGUGCUAUGAAAACGUGAUUGGCGAGGACUGUGACCGCUGUGCUCCAGACCACUGGGGCUUUGCCUCCUGUCAGGGCUGCCAGCCGUGUCAGUGUGGGUUGGCAUCCUUGAGAAAUCAGUGUGAUGAAGGGACAGGCCAGUGUGAGUGCCAAGCAGGAGUCACGGGACAGAGAUGUGACCACUGCCGACCUGGCUUCUGGAACUACACUCAGUAUGGUUGUCAAGAAUGUCUGUGUCGUGAAGGGUUCAGCAUCGGUGUUGGCUGUGAUCCCCGGACAGGCCAGUGCCAAUGUCUUCCUGGAGUGAUCGGAGACAACUGCGAUGGAUGCCCUUACAGGUGGGUACUUGUGGAAGGCUAUGGGUGUCAGGAGUGUGGUGACUGUGUCCAUGCUCUCCUCGACACAACGGACGAACUUUCCCAACUUAUCGAGCCCACCAUAAAUGAGUUCCAGAGUGCUGCCUACAGCUUCUUCCUGCACCAGCGACUCGAUGUCAUCAACAGCACGGCAAACCAGCUUAAGCCUCAAGUUCGUCUGUUGGACAUCUCUGAGACAGAAACUCUGUCUGUGGAUGGUCCUCUUGCUACCCUCAUGAAGGAAGCCCAGGCAUUGUCCUCCCAGACUGGCAUUGUUGGGGACCGUGCCAGGGGAGCAGCUGGAGAAGCUUUCCAGAUGCACAUUGAUGCCCUCAAAGUUCAGGAGCAUGUGGAGGCUGCCUUCGCCCUCACUCGUGACAUUGUCCAGGAAAUCAACAUACUCGUCAUUGGUCUUGAGACCGGCACAGGAGCUGAGCUUGGGCAGGCUAUCAGUGAAGCUGAAGCUAUUGUGGCUGAGAUGGAACUUCGAAACUUUGAGGGACAAAAUGAUAAAGUAGAAGUGGAGCUGGAGCAUGCCAAGGAGUUGUUGGAGAAGAUGCAAAACUUUUUCACUCCUGUAAAGGAACAGAGAGAAGAUAUGGACUCAUAUGGAAAUCGUCUCAGUACCUUUAAGGAAAAGGUGAAUGAGAUGAAGGAUCACAUCCAGACAGCCAAGCAGAAGUUGAAGGAAGGCAGGGAGAUAAUAGAGAACAACAAGAUUCAUGGAUAUCCGCAGCUGAAGAAAAAGUUGGAGGAUAUCCACCUUCUAUCAAAGCAGGCUGAGAAAAACAACAAGGAUGCUAAAGAAUUGGUUGAUGAAGCAGGAGACAACCAUGCUAAUGCCACCAGCAACUAUGAAAUGCUAGUGAGGGAUGUGGAGCAGCUGCGAAGUGCCAAGACGACCCUCAACAAGACAGUGGUGCAGACGAUGGAUGAACUGGAGGAGGCCGAGCUGCCAGCGCAAAGAGCUAUAGGCCAUUCAGAGCUGCUGCAACAGAGGGCUGCAGCCUUGGAUGGGCUCCUGCAGGACACACGAAAAGUGGCAGAAAAUGCUCUUGGAGCAGCCAAUGCCUACAAGAACAUUGUCAUGGCCAUUGAUGAUGCAUACAAUGCCUCCUUGUCAGCCAACAUGUCUGCUUUCAGGGCUGUGGAGAUGUCUGUUGGUGUGACAGACCAGGCACUUGAGUCCCAUGAGAGAUCUGAGGUGAAGUACAGCCUGGCUGAAACACGCAUGCAGCAGGUGAAGCAAGACCUACGGCCUCAGCUGGAGAACGCUGAGGCUGAUGUCCGUACAUUGCGUGACAUGAACCGUUACACCAACGACACACUUACCUUCAUUAACAUCAACCUAAACAGUCUUGAUAUGGAGGCGAUAUCCAAUGAUGCAGCAACUCUUAAGGAGAGGGGUGUGCAGUCCAGGGAUGAUGCUGACGAGGCCAUCCUAAGCAUCAAUGUUGUGGAGGAGCAGCUGCCACAGGCUGCUGAUGAGUCCCGUGUCCUGCUGAAGAAUAUGGCGGAGGGCAGUAAGGCCAUUACUCUUGCUUACGAGUCAGUGGAAGGUGCAGAAAAGCAGCUGCCUGAGGCCCUGGAGCUGGCUGAGCGCCUCCGCCCUCAGAAGGAGAGGAUCCAGAUGAAGGGCAUUGACAUGGGUGAGCGGCUGGAGAAGCUUCGCCUCACCAUCCAGAAGACCCGAGAGCUGGCCAACAAGAUAAAGGUGGGGGUGUCCUUCCUGCCCAACACAACAAUCGAAGUGGAGAACCCAAGGGAUAUGACCAAGGCUUCAACGUCCACGAAGGUGUCAACCUUCAUAAAGACAAACCAGCCCUCUGGCCUCAUCUUCUUCAUGGGAACUCCCGUUGGGGGUCACCAACGCAUGCGGCGCACCACCACUGAUGACUUCCUUGCUCUUGAGCUGGACAGAGGCUACGUGCGGCUCACUAUGAACCUUGGUGCCGGGCCUCACACAAUGGAGUACAACAAGCUCUUUGUGGCUGAUGACAUCUGGACCAAGAUUGCUAUAGAAAGGACAGGAAAGGUGGUGAAGCUGGAUGUGUCCCGAGAGGAUGUGGACACAGAGCCUGUGGAGGAGGUUCUGCCCGGACGAUAUUCUGUUUUCAAUUUGGACCCCAAAGUCAGCAAGAUUUUUGUGGGCGGCAUCCCGGCUGGGGUGGAGGUGGACCGUUCUAUCCUCAGUGUUUCUUAUGAUGGCCAGAUGGAAGACCUGCGCCUCAACGACCAGUUCAUUGGACUCUGGAACUUCAUGUCCAGUGGCACAGAGAACAACUACCAGCGAGGUGCUAUGGGAAGGGAUAGCUUUGUGGAUCUGGUCCCUCCAACCGGUCUCAGAUUCAACGGAGAAGGGUAUGCGGCUCUGGACACUCGCAAUGGAUUUAGCUUUGAGAGGCAGUUUGAUCUUCAACUGAACUUUAAAACUUAUGCUGAGGAUGGAAUUCUCUUCAUGAUUACUGGAGGUCCUGGCAAGUACAUCGCCCUGUCCAUGGAGGAAGGCCAUGUAAUCUUCCAGUUCGACCUUGGCUCAGGGGGUGCCAUCAUGCGUUCUGAAAAUGCCUACAAUGAUGGACAGGAUCAUCGAGUUGAAGUGGCCCGAGAGAAAAACAGAGGAGUCCUAAGGAUCGGCUCAGAGACCCUGAGUGGUCAGUCUCCUGGCACGGCAGAACUCUUCUCCGACGUGCCGGACACCAUGUACUUUGGUGGCUACCCGGGUGAACACGACUUUAUAGAUGUGACAAAUGAUGACUUCAGUGGCUGCAUUGAUGGCGUCAUCCUUUCCUCUCUCACUGUUGACCUGUCCACCAGUAAGGAGAUUCUUGGCACGGCGCCCGGGUGUCCCAUCCAGGUGGCAAAUCUGGUUUCCUGGGAUGCACAUGCUCCCGGUUAUGUGCAAUUUGACAGUCCAGAAGGAAGUGGGUUGCAGUUAGUUUUUAAAUUCAAGACCAAUCAGCCUGAUGGUCUGAUCCUGUACACUGCCACCAGUAACCAGAACAGCUACUUGUCCCUCUCACUCGCUGACAGUGCCCUCAUCUUGCGAGAUGCUCCGGGAGGAGAACUAACCACUGGAUCCUAUGACAAAUACAACGACAGCGAGUGGCACGUAGUCAUUGCCACUCGUGAACACAAUCAGCUGCGUCUCGACAUCGACGACUUCAAAACAUACAGUGUACGAGUGCCACAGCAAGCAGUGCCUUUCGAUGGCCCGGUGUACUUUGGUGGCGUACCAGACAUGAAGUUACUGGCAGCUGCCUCAGCCACUGGUGCCAACUUUAUUGGAUGUAUUGGAGAUGCAACACUCAAUGGAAAAAUAGUUAACUUUGCCCAAAGUCAAAGUCAGCUCAAUGCCAUGUUGCAGAAGUGUCCGCUACAGAAGAGCACCUCAGUGUUAGUCCAGCCAUCAACAGACCAAGAGGCAGAGAGCACCCACACCACAGACCCGGAUCUCCGCAUCAUUGCUGAGCUGCCGGUGAUAGAGGGAGUAGUCGACAAGGAUGUUGAUCCCUCCCCUGAGCCCACUCCUUAUUAUCCCCCCCCUGCUCCUCCUUCCACCACCACCACCACCACCACCACCACCACCACAACAACCACAACAACCACUGCUCUGCCAGUUAUGGUGGAGACAACCACAGAGGAGGUGCCCAUGGACAGCUGUGCCUUGCCACUGGUACCAGAGGAUGAGGACGUCGACUCCAGCCAGGGAUACAGAUUCGAUGAUGAUGACCCAAGCGGUUCUAACUUUGGUAGCAAACGUAACAGCAGGAUUGAAUUCCAAGCCCUGCCGGACAACCCGAGGGCAGAUUUCAAAUUUGCCUUUGGUUUCAAAACAAUGAGCGAUAAUGGCAUUAUAUUCUAUGCUGCGAGUGGGACACAUCAAGAUUACAUCACAUUCUACAUUAAGGAUGGCAAGUUAGUGUUCAGCUUCAACCCUGGGAUGGGCGCAGCAAUUAUGAGGACUGAGGAUUUCUUCAAUGAUGGGGUGUGGCACAACGUUGUGUUGGAGCGCAAGGGGAACGAAGGAACCCUGUACAUAGAUGGCUUCUUGAAGGCCAACGGCACUUCCAGGGGAGAUUCUGUCUACAUUGACCUGCAGGUACCAUAUUAUUAUGGUGGAGUUGCUGCUGAAGUGGUGGAGCUGGUGAGGGGCAACACAGAGGGGAUAGACCUCUCUUUCAAUGGGUGCCUCAGGAACAUACGCAUGAAUAACCAGCGCAUUGCGGGUCAACCCGAAGCCACUGGAGUCAUCCGCUGCUCAAGCAAUGUGGAGCCCGGGAUAUUCUUUAGCGGUGGAGGAAGAUCUCAUGUCAUACUGCUCAAACGUUUCAGCGUUGGCAGAGUGUUUGAGAUGACGAUGGAAAUCAAGCCCCGCUCCAUUAAUGGUGUCAUCACAUCAGUUCAUGGCAGGCGAGACUUUGUAUUGCUGCAGCUCAGGAAUGGAAGCCUCGAGCUGAGUGUGGACAAUGGCAAAGGGAUCAUCACUGCCACCUAUGCACCAUCCUCUCCCUGGUCUUUCUGUGAUGGCAAGUGGCACUCAGUCCAAUUGAUCAAGAACAAAAAUAUUGCCAUUCUGGUUGUGGAUGGCCACACCACCGAGCCAGUGUCAGGCAAGAUUGGAGCCACUUCCACCGACACCAAGAACCCGCUCUUCCUUGGGUCACAGCCGUUUGUGACGCGCCGUCGAGGUGGAGCAGUCGAUGAAAAAUAUGUGGGCUGUAUGAGGAACAUCAGUGUCAACAAGGAAAACAUUGCCCUGGCUUAUGCCACUUAUGUGGGUAAUGUAAACUCUGGCACCUGCCCCACCAUCUGAGGCCCUACAGGGAGGGGAGUAAAUGAACCAUGAUCACUGUUCCCACAUAGUUCGCUGUAAAUCAUCUUUGCACAUAUCUGUUGAACAGUUUCUAGUAUUUGGUCUGUAAAACUAAAAACAUAAGUAGUGCUGGAAAAUUUAGGUAGAAAAAUAACACUUGUAUUUGGGCUGUAAGUCACUAAAGAGGGAACUAGUGGUGAAAAAUGUAGAAAAAAACAAGACUUACCAGUUUAGUUGAAUUUCGGCUUGUAACAUUUGGCAAUAUGGUUUCGAUAUGCAGUAAAAAUUUCACAAAAUUCA
Messenger RNA from Eriocheir sinensis (Chinese mitten crab), 11492 nucleotides. RefSeq names its product laminin subunit alpha-like (gene LanA). Bases 30 to 11192 code for a protein of 3720 amino acids. The transcript has 60 exons. Gene Ontology annotation, molecular function: signaling receptor binding. The record is from RefSeq and is a predicted model, not a curated record. Lineage: Eukaryota; Metazoa; Arthropoda; Malacostraca; Decapoda; Varunidae. Gene Ontology annotation, biological process: cell adhesion; regulation of cell migration; regulation of cell adhesion.